Molecule: messenger RNA, 1782 nt
Organism: Moneuplotes crassus
Lineage: Eukaryota; Ciliophora; Spirotrichea; Euplotida; Euplotidae
Source: the annotation of a GenBank genome assembly
AUGAGAGAACCCUCUAAGACAGGAAUAUCUCACUACAACUACAAAUAUCAGCCCAAAAGGAAUAAAGGAAUAGCAAAGUGUAGUUUCACCCUAGUUAAAAGAGGGUCAUUAAAUAGUCUGAAUAUCAAGAAGCAAGAAAAUGAAGACAUAAUGAAAGACCAGAGCUUCAGCUCUGACAAAUUUACUAUUGUACAAGAUAAUCAAGUUAGAGAGUAUGAUGAGUCAGAGUGUGAUGUAACAGUUGAUGAAACGAUUGGAAACAAGUUCAGCAGAAUUUUGAACACAAAUCGAGAAGAAGAUAAUAAACGGAUAAUGUCGUUAAUAUCAAAAUUCGACGAGAAAAAGCCAAACUACGAAUCGAUGAUUUGAACAACUCCUAAAAAAAUAGACAGAGAGGAUGUUGCAACUGAGCAAAGUGCCAAAACAAAAUUUAAAUACUUCGCAGGGAUAAAUAGAAAUAAAUCGAACAAAGAUUCAGGCGAACUAACAGACAAAGACAAACACCAAAAGCUCUCUGAAUGAAAUAAGAUUCAAGAUAAGAACUUAACUCUGGAAGAAAUACUAAAUUUAUCUGAACGAAAAGAUAACUAUUCUGGAGAAAGGUUCCAGAAUAUUAUUAAAAUUGCAAAAUAAUGAUCCGAUGUUUGAUCUUAACAGCGAACAGAAGCCAUCGAAUAUUCUUAGAAAAAUGGUCCAUAAAAUAGAAUCAUAUCAAGGAGGUGGAGCCGAAACAGAUGUUCUAGUUGAUGAGCUUCAAGAUAUGAUUAAGAAUUACAAAAAUUCAAAUCCCCACUCACUUGUUAAUGAAUUUGAAAACAAGAAAGCCCAAGUAAAGAAAAGUUCAGAAGCAAAGGCAGCCAGAAUAGAAUUUAAGAAAGUAGACUAUCACAAGAGUAUUGGGAGUAUGGGAAGAAAGAACAAGUUAGCAGGCUGCCACAUCUCAGAAGGAAUCAAGGCAUCUCAAUAUUACAAGCCAAAGAGAGUACUGUUUACUCUGGCUAAAGACUGUAAAACCAGAGCAAGGUUCAAAAAGAGUAAGCCGAGGAGAGUUGUCAGAUUUGACUGAGAGGAGGAAAAAUAGACUUGACGAUAAAGAAAAAUCUAAAAGAAAUAUCUUUGUAAGGUCCAAAUCUCUAGACAGAAAGUCAAUAGGCAGUGUGCCAGCCAUAGUAGUGGAAGUAAAAAGUGUUGAUAAAGUUCAACCACCUAAGCAGCCCGAGAAAAGAUUGCAUAAGAAUAAUUUAAGUGAGAAUAAAGAACCUCCAAAAGCAGCCGUUUGAGAUCUAUCGCUCUCAAACAAAAAGCAAGGAUGAAUGAAAUGGAAAUAAAAUUAAAGCAAACCAACGAAGAGAGUCGAGGUUUACAAGAAGUAUAGGUGGAGCAGAAACUAUCAGUUUAAAAGAACCUUUAUCAAGCAGAGAUAAUCGAAAAACUAAUUUCAUAAGAAUGGGCGGAGAAAGUUCUACCUCAGAUGAUGAAAAUUUAUCCUUUUCAAAGACCAAUUUUAAAUCAGAUACCAAAAGAAGGAAAUUCUUAAAUAGAUGAUAUCAAGUCGAAGCUAGACAUCUUUAUAGAUUAGAGAAAAGUAUGAAUAGAAGUGAGAAAAAGAGUCCAAAUAGAGAAUUAGUUUCUCUCUAUAAAGCUAUUCAAAGAGUGAACAAGGUAGACUUGUACGAAACAGUUAUAAAAGAAAAAAUAAUGGAGAGCAGAUGGGAUAAGUUUCUAAAUGAAGCAUAUACGAAUCCUUUCAGAUUCGGUAAAUAACAUUCUUAGUCAUUAUUC